Molecule: messenger RNA, 717 nt
Organism: Abrus precatorius (Indian licorice)
Lineage: Eukaryota; Viridiplantae; Streptophyta; Magnoliopsida; Fabales; Fabaceae
Exons: 3
Coding region: 1-717 (238 amino acids)
Source: RefSeq, a predicted model, not a curated record
AUGGCCAUUGAUACGCGUGGGGUACAAGAUAGGAAAGGUUGCAGUGAAUGCAGAUGUGACCUUUUUAAUCUUCCAAAACACUUUUAUAAUGUCUCAAGGGAUAUUCAUGGCCAACCAUUGAGCACACAUUAUAAGGGUGGACUCUUUUGUUGUCUAGAUAACCUACAAUGCAAAUUAAGAGAAGGUUUUCAAGGUCCAAAGAGAAGACUUUCCAUUAGAUACAAAAUAAGGUGGGUUGAUUGGGACAAAUAUCAAGUACCAGUUAAGGUUUACAUACUUGAUUCAACUGAUAGAGUGAGAUCAAACGGUUCCAAAACCAUCCAUGAUUGUCAGGCUGAAUACACCAUUUUGGCAAAUCAUAGUAGUGACUCUCCUCAUGUCCAAAAGGCAAUUAUCCCAUUAGAAAAGGGUGGUUAUCUCAUAUAUGGCACCGCUCAUAUGCACACAGGUGUUGUCAAUGCAACUCUUUAUGGACAGGAUGGAAGAGUUUUAUGCACUUCAACACCUAAAUAUGGAACAGGAAAAGAGGCAGGAAAUGAAAAAGGUUAUGCAGUUGGAAUGUCUGUUUGUUAUCCGCAACCUGGUUCAGUCAAAAUUAAUGAUGGCGAAACCUUGACUCUAGAGUCUCGAUAUAAAAAUGAGUUUCGUACAGGGGCUAUGGGACAUUUUUACAUUCACUUGGCAAAGCAAUUAUCGCAUGAAAAUGUCAAAAUUUAA